AUGGCACACGGGCACGGCCAUCACCUCCACGCUCGCAGCCCCGAAGAGCUGGAAGAGCGCGAUCCUCAAUUCCAUUUCUUUACGGUCGAGAACAACGACAAUGACCCCAAACCCACGGACAACAGUAACCCCCCGAUGGGUGUUGGGCCAGCAGUGCAGGCAGCUCCGACAGAAAAGCAGCAGCCCAAGGAGACUGUGAAGAACCAGCCGGCCGAGACAGAGACCGAUACAGAGAAGCAGAAGCCUGCGAAAGAGACGGCGAAGGACACCGACACCGAAAAGGCCCCUAAGCCAACCGAAACGGAGAAGCAGCCGCCUGCGCAACCCACCGAGACAGAAAACACCGACACUGAAAAGGCCAAGCCGACUGAAACGGAUAAUGAGAAUAACAAACCGGCGGCGGCUCCCAAGACCGAUGAUGCUGCUGCUGCCGCUAUCACACAUGUCUCCAACAAUGACCCGAAGCAGCCAGCCGGCAACACCAUGGUGACAACCACAUCAAACAAUGUUGGUGGUGUCAACAACUAUCUCGAUGCAACGUCGACGGCUUCCGUCACAGCCUCACCCACGUCCGCACCCAGCUCAAGUUCGAGCAGUGGCCUGUCCACCGGUGUGAUCAUCGGUGUGGCUGCCGGUAGUGUCGCCGGCGUUGCCCUUAUUGCACUCCUCGCCUUCUUCUUGAUCCGCAAGAAGAGAAAGGCCCGGGAAGAGGAGGACGAGAAGCCAUUCGGGGGCUCAAGUCUUCCCGCGCCGCCGCCGCCUUCAUCGGCUCCACCGAUGUCUGGCCCCAACGGUCCCUCGGCCGCUCCCCAGAUCCGCACUGUCCCCAAGUUCUCCCCCGAUAUGAGCGCCAGCGCAGGAUUCAACGCCAGCGCUGGUGGCUCUGCCGCCCCUGCACGCAACCUCACAGGCAAUUCCCCUCCAACCACACCGCAAGACCCGUUCCAGGAUCCAGUCAACCCGUUCAGUACUUCUACCACGCCGGUCUCCGAGCAGUCAGCUGCCAUUUAUGGAACUGCUGCCGCUGCAGGCGCUGCGGGUAUGGUUGCCGGUGCGGCCAUCGGUUCUGAGAAAGACCUUCGUCGUUCGCCAACCGGGGAACCGCGAGGCCCCUCGCCUCCCAGCCCUGCUGGCAGUGCGGAUGCAGUAUCCAUCUCAUCCGGCAUGAUGGGUCCCGGCGGUGGUCCUUCGAAUGUUUACCGCGUGCAGAUGGACUUCAAUCCGUCCAUGGAAGAUGAAUUGGGUCUUCGUGCUGGUACUCUGGCUCGAAUGCUUCAUGAAUACGAUGAUGGAUGGGCUCUUUGCAUCCGUCUCGAUCGGUCUCAGCAAGGUGUGGUCCCACGGAGCUGCCUGUCGGCGCGCCCUGUGAAGCCUCGCCCGCGCGGACCUCCUGGAGGUGGUCCUGGUGGUCCUGGUCCUCGAGGUCCCCCGCCGAUGGGCCCCGGUGGCCCGAGGUCACCAGGACCAGGUGGCCGUGGCCCUCCAUCUGGGCGCUUCUACCCCCAGGAAGGCCGUCCACGAUCCCCUGCCGGCCCUGGCUACGGCCCGCCGCCUCCGCGUCCCUACCCUGGUAGCCGGCCCAUGUCCCCGGCUGGAUACCCAGGUGGCCCGCCGCCCCCAGGACCUGGACGGGGUCCUCGCUCCCAGAGCCCCGGUCCCUAUGGUCCGCCGGGGAUGCAGAGACCCGUGAUGCCCUUCGACCAGCGGCCACGAAGCAACAGCGCCGGCAACAUCUCACCGUCUAAUGGCCCUCCUCAGCCCCGAUCAAGCCCGCUGGCCGACGGGCCCAUGCCUCCGUCCCCAGCUCCCGCUCCUACAGGCGGCCUGCCCGCUAUUCCGCGGAGCCCGGUGUCUCCCCCAAAUUUCUAG
This is a messenger RNA of Penicillium lagena, 1869 nucleotides long. RefSeq names its product SH3 domain protein. The coding region runs from base 1 to 1869 and encodes 622 amino acids. The record is from RefSeq and is a predicted model, not a curated record. The transcript has 2 exons. NCBI's taxonomy places the organism in Eukaryota, Fungi, Ascomycota, Eurotiomycetes, Eurotiales, Aspergillaceae. Gene Ontology annotation, molecular function: protein binding.